CCUCAGUAAUUUCAUUUUUAGAUAAAUGUUCACAAGUGAUUAGUGAAUAAGUGACUGAUCUCUAUCCAUGAACUUACUCGGAAAUUCCACGUGCAAGCUCGCGCUAUCGGUAUUCGACGCGAGUGAAAACAAUUACUACAGUAGUGAUAAGGAUUCAAUGAAUCUUCACAUCUCAUAAUUUAGCCCUGUCUCAGACCAGUCAUACUGAAAUCAACUUUCUUCCAUUUGAGGGGCAGUUUGGAAAAAUCCACGAAAAUGGACUUUGCACCAGUUUAUUUUAUGCUCGUCAUUUUUUUCCACCCAACGAUGAGUCAAUUCGACACGAGUAUGAGUGAAGACAGGCGGGUCAUCGUCCAUUUGUUCGAGUGGCCUUUCGACGCCAUCAAAGAGGAGUGUAAGAAUGUCCUCGGCCCCCAGAAAUUUGGAGGUGUUUUGGUUGCGCCAAUUGCCGAGAAUUUGCUGGUCCAAUCGAGUGGAGGUGUCAGAAGGCCUUGGUGGGAAAUUUACCAACCACUGUCUUGGAAUAUUCAAACUAGGAAAGGAAAUGAACAGCAAUUUAAGGAGAUGGUAGAGGUUUGCAACAAAAACAACGUCAGGGUGUAUGUGGACGCCGUUUUCAACCAUGCGGUUGGUCGUGUUUGGGGUGGAGAUUCUGGUGACGUGGUCGGCGUUGGUGGCACCCAUGCGAACACGAAGACAGAGGACUACCCUGGUCUUGGUUAUACCGAGGCUAACUUCCACAAACCUUGUCAAAUGAACUUCAAUGACAAAACUUCGGUCCGAUAUUGUACAUUGUAUGAUCUUGAGGACGUGGAUCACAAUCAAGGACACGUUCAACAAAAAAUCGCGUCUUUCUUGAACAAAUUAAUAGAUUUUGGGGUCGCUGGAUUUCGGAUUGACGCAGCUAAACACAUGUGGCCUGAAGAUUUGCGUAAAAUAUACGGUAUGUUAAAAAACGUAUCGGUAAACGGAGUACCAAGUAAAGGGUGCAUCUGGAUGCUCGAAGUGAUUGAUGAUAACGGCGAAUAUCAAGGAGAUUAUAAAAAUGUUGGUGCGGAAUAUGAUUUUGAGUGUCUGAAACCGAUAACUCAAGUCUUCAAGAAGGGCGAAUCAUCCAUGUCCAAUAUCAAUAACUGUGCCAAGUACCCAAGAUACCUGAGCCAAAAAGUAGUAGCACUCACUGCAAAUCAAGAUACCCAGCGUGGAACUUGGCCAAACGGAUUUUCAAAUUCUGAUAGUAAUGGAAUUCAGAGGGGAAUUGACGCUUUUAUCUUGGCAUAUACCAAGGAUAUUCCAAACAUCUUUUCUGGGUACAGCUACAAAAAUACGAAUUCUGGACCACCUAUGGACGAUUCUGAAAAAAUAACCUCUCCGCUCAAUUGCACUAACGGCUGGACCUGUGAGCACAGGUUCCCUCCUCAUCAAUGGAUUGUGAAAUUUUUCACAAACUAUGUCCAAGAUGCGCCAGUUGAGAACUGGCAAAGCAAUUGGGACGAUGGGACCGAACUUCAAGCGGCGUUCACGAGAGGAAAAAAAGGUUUUGCUGUCUUCAACGCAGAUACAAAAACACUGAAACAUACUUUUAAAGUACCGCUCUCAUCCGGUGUGUACUGUGACUUGGCGACCGGAUAUUACAGUUCUGAACAUCGAACUUGCAGAGGCACAAGUGGAAUAACGAGUAGAAAGGUUGAGGUAAAAUCGGACGGCACCGUUGAAGUGUCUCUCCCUGGGAUGGCAAGAUCAUCAUCGGUCAACUUGAGAGACACAGUAGCUGAGCCUGCAUAUCUCGUCAUCAGUGAUCGGUCGAAGAUUCUUUGAGAAGAAAAUGAAUGCGUCCAUCACGGACAGAAUAAGUUUGACCGUCUUUUUCGAUUCGAAGCUAUAAGGCUUUCAAAUUGCACCGCUGGCCAAUGAGUGGACUAUGAAAGGUAUCGACCACACCAUUUGAACAUAGGUGGAUCCAGGCACUUUUACAAGAGGCUAAUUUCAUUUAAAGUUCCGAACCUUCUUAGGAAGUUCUGUCCCAGUUUGUCUCAUCAAUCACCAUCACCAGAGGACACCGUUGUUACCAGAUUCGACCAAUCAGGUCCGUUGGUUUUCGAUAGGUCGAACUU
Molecule: messenger RNA, 2114 nt
Organism: Bemisia tabaci
Lineage: Eukaryota; Metazoa; Arthropoda; Insecta; Hemiptera; Aleyrodidae
Source: RefSeq, a predicted model, not a curated record